AACCCAUCUUCUGGGGAGGCUGAGCCACGUUAUGUAAGGCAGCAUGGAUUUUUGCGGCCUUCGAGGUCUUGUUUCCUUUGAGGCAUGAUUUAAGAAUCAAACAUCUUGAAUAAGAAACGAAAAAUAUUUUAGUUUGCGGCAUCAGAAUGCCACGGAGAAGAAAAAAUCUUGGGGGAAGUCCAUUUCGAAGAUCCUUAAACACUAAGGAAGUUGAUGCAGCCCGUGUUACUCCUCCUCCUUCCAUAUGUGAGACAGAAGUUGAUCAAAAUGACCUCUUCACCAAUAUUUCAGAGAUGUUUUCUGAUCUGGAUCCUGAUGUAGUAUACUUGAUGCUUUCCGAAUGUGAUUUCAAAGUUGACAGUGCAAUGGAUUGUCUACUAGAAUUAUCUUGCACUGAUACCAAGAAAGAAGAGUCAUCUCCAGAGAGCUCACUUGCUUCUGAGAGCCAAGAGUGUUUCACAGGAAGUAAAAUAAUGGAAAAGGAUCCUGAAAAAGAGAAUGUGAAUAUGCCGAUAACAGAAGCCUUUGAUUGCUUCAUGCAGGGUACUUCUGAGACACUGGACUCUUUUUCCAAUGGCCAAGUGUUCUCACCGUUGCCUUUGCAAGAUGUUGAUAAUUUGAAUGACCCAGGAAACCAAGGCUUUUUAAUGCCUGUUGUAGCCACAGCUGCAGACUGGAUACCUGCCAACUACCUAUUUCCAUCCCCAGUUAUUCCUCUUGCUUCUGGAACCCAUAAAGAGGGAAUGUAUGUUUAUCAAGAACAAGAAGCUCCAGUUUCUCAGAUUUUAAGAAAGAAGAAAACAUCUUAUGUCGGACAAGUACUUGUUCUACUCAGAGGGCUUCCAGGAUCAGGAAAAUCUUUUUUGGCCAGGACUUUGCAAGAGGAUAAUCCAGGUGGAGUCAUUCUCAGCACUGAUGAUUAUUUUUGUGUAAAUGGACAGUACCAGUUUGAUGUGAAAUACUUAAAAGAAGCACAUGAAUGGAAUCAGCAUUGUGCAAAAGAAGCAUUUGAGAAGAAAGUCUCGCCUAUAAUAAUAGAUAAUACAAACCUACAGGCAUGGGAGAUGAGGCCAUAUGUUGCUUUGUCUCAAAAAUAUAAGUAUAAAGUCCUUUUCCGUGAACCAGAUACUUGGUGGAAGUUUAAACCAAAGGAACUUGCAAGGCGUAAUAUUCACGGGGUAAGCAAAGAAAAAAUAGCAAGGAUGUUGGACCAUUAUCAGCACUUUGUUUCAGUGCCAAUAAUCAUGGGUUCUCUGAUACCCAGGAAAACUGAGCGCAUUGAGGUGUGUGUAUAUUCUUGUGAGAACAAAAGUACUAGCCCAAAAGUCAAUGAAGACUCUACCCUGGCGAGAGAAGGAAAUGUUUUAUCGUCAUCCUUGAAGGACCUAGACUUAACCGCAGAGAAGAAACUUGAAUUGACCAGGGACAUGGCAUUACAUGGGAGCAUUUCAUUUCUCACUGAGGCAAAUUUAGACCAAGGAAGAAAAGAAAUAAGUGGUGUGACUCCCAACAUUCAGAGUGCUUUCAUGCAGCAAGAUCUCGACAUGCCUUCUUCUGACCCUGAAAGCCACAUAUGUCCAGUAGUCAGAAGUGAAAAGGAAGAGCCAGGUGAAGGGGCUUCUGCAAAGCAAUGUAGUAAAACAGAUGGAGGUGGUUUGGUAGCAGGAGUAUCACUGAGUCAAGAAGACUGCAAUUUUGUCAAGACUACCCUACUUCAAACAGAAUGUUCUUUGCCCAGUGAAGCCUGGGAGGAGAGGCCAAUAGUAAAGCAAAAAGCCUUUGGGAAACAGCAAAGCAAAUCCAACUUGGAAACGUUCCCAAGACAUGAGGUAUCAGAUUUUGUUGGUGACUGGCCAGUUAAUAAGACUAUUAGUCAGAGGACAAAAAGGAACCGAAAAGAGGAAAAAGCUUCAUCUGCACAAAGUGACACAAAGUAUACUCCCCUUCAGGCACCCAGGCUGUGGGGUGCUAGUAUUUAUCUGGGCAGAGAUUGCAUCCAGGAUGGUAGAUCUGCACAUGAUAGUGUAGAGGAUGGCAAGAAGUUCUGGUGUGAUGAUGCCCCAGAAUCCUUCAACGGCAUCAAACAGGAUAUUUUUACAAGCACGUGGGAAAAUAUACCAAGCUCAUUGAACUCCAAGGACAGCUGGCCUCCAUUGGAUUCUUUAGCUCAGAGAAAGCCCAGAAGAAGAAUAUCAAAGGCUUGUGGCCAUGAACCUACUCUAGAAUUUGGAACUAGUGACCAUGGGAGUGAAAUGUCGUCCUGUACACCACGUGGAGGCACAAGCCCUAAAGAACAAGAAACCUUGAGUAGCUCCCUCCUAGAUAGUUCUGAAAUGCUAGCCAGUGAAGGGACCCCGGAGAGUAAAAUUUGUCUAAGAGAAGUGAAGCAUGACGAACAGGGCUCUCCAGGUCUGUCUUUCCUUGGUAGUGCACCCACGGGCCCUGGAGUAGUGGACGCACACACUAGAGCUGCGUUUCCUGAGGAGACCUCUAAAGGAGUCCCUGAAAUAGAAACAGGCACAGGCGUCUGUACCCAGACCGAACCACAGGAUUUUGCUCUCUUAUGGAAAAUCAAAAAGAGUCAGAUAAGUGUUUCUGAUUCCGUCGAAGUAUUAACAGGAAGACCCGAUGGAUUUAAACCGGAAGCCUUCAAUAUUAACCCAAAACUGGGUGGUCAAGAAAUGAUUCCAUACAGGGUAAUGCACGAGAAAAGCACGCACGUGGAAGAAAGUGAGCUGAUGGCUGCUGACGAUGCUGAAAAACUUGAUACCCUAUGUGAAAUAUUUGAGUCUGUGGCAUCAGAAGUCCUAGAAGACCUAUAUGAGAAGUGUAACAAAGAUAUUCUUUGGGCCACAACUCUCCUGUUAGAUUCGGAACAUAAAUUAUGUGAAUACACUGCCAGUGAUAAUCACCUAACAUCAAAUGACUCACCCACUGGGCCAUCUGGUGGAUUAGAUCCAGAGGCAACUGUUAUCCCAAAAGAUAUAACAGAGGGUUCUGAUUCAACGGUGCCAGCACUUGGUCCUGGAGCUGCCAUCAGCGACAUUCCCCCUCAGCCUGCCUUUCAAGGUGAAGUGGGAACCACAGAGCAGGCAGAGAGGCAGCAGGGAGAGACAGAGCUGGCCGAGAGGGAAAGGGGAGACACAGAGCAGGCAGAGAAGGAAGAGCAAACCAUAGAGCGGGAAGAGAAGGAAGAGGGAACCACAGGGCAGGCAGAGAUGAGUGCUUUAUCACCAUGUGCGGCUGGAGGUCUAAAGAGUGCUAGGCAGCCACUUCCGACUAGUCAGGGAGGGCCUUCUGGGAUACAGAGCAGGAAGCCGUCAUUUUCAGAUGCUUUAAGAACCACUACCACUAAGGAUAUGAGUGACACAGAGAAGCAACUGGUAGAGGUUGGAGACGGGAUGCAUUCUUUGAGUUUGUCUGAUACUUUAGACUCUGUGCCGAGCGCUACAAAUCUUGAAUCAAAAGAAGAAAAUAAUUUGACUGACCCUUGCGAGGUAAAGGGAAAUGAAAAUAUUCCAAAGGAUCAUGUGGGAUUUCAGACAAACACAGAAGAGUGUGUGGACAAAGAUGUGCGGGAAAUGGAGAAGAUUCUAAUGUCAGGGGAUAGUUUGUCAGCUGGAGUUAGUGAAAACGGGAAAACGGAGAUGAUGCGCCACACUCCAGUGACGGCCAAGCAUGUGACCAUAGAAUGUCUGGAAUUGGCAUUGCCCCUUGAGCUGGCAUUUCAGCUCUGUGAGUUAUUUGGCCCUGUUGGCAUUGAGUCAGAGUGUCUAACAGUUGAAGAUUGUAUCGUUCCUAUAGAUCUGAAUCUGGCUAAAGCAAUUUAUGAGAAAUGGAAAGACUCUGUGACGGAGAAGCAACGACAGGAAGAAAUAGCGAGUGGCAGACCUGUGCCAGAUCCUUCUCUGGUUGAGCAAAAAUCAUCUCAGAGAACAGGGAGAAAAAUGCAGAGGACUUUAGCAGCAUCUGAAAUGGUACCUGUACCGGACUGUUGGAAUACGCAGUAUAAAAUAGUGUCACUCAGAGAAAUAAUGUCAGAAGAAAUGGCCAUCCAGGAAAAGGAGAGCUUGAGAAGGCAGUCCCUUAUGUUUGUAAAAGAUUUUGCCACCAAACUGAAGGAGAAGGAACUGUUCAAGUUAUUUCCAACCAUUAACCAUAGCUUUCUGAUGGACAUUUUCCAGAACCACAACUAUUGUUUAGAACCAACAGUGAAAUUUUUAAAUGCUAUUCUUGAAGGAGAACCUGUAAAAAGAGUGAUAGCAGGAGACUUUGUUCACUCAGCUGAAAACACCACCUCUCGUACCACACAGAAACACAAAGAUAAAAAGACAAAGAAACCAAAAGAGACUGAGGGCACGCAAAGCGAACAGUCUCUCCAGGACCUGGAAUACCCAAUAUAUGAGGACUACAGGGCAGAAGCUCUUUUGCACCAACAAAAGAGGAUGGACUACUACAUGAAGGCAAACGAGGCUUAUCAAUUGGGGCAAAAAAAUGUUGCUACUUUUUAUGCCCAGCAGGGGAGUAUCCAUGAUCAGAAGAUGAAAGAAGCCAAUCACCUUGCUGCUGUGACGAUCUUUGCAUCUGUCAAUGCCUCUCUGCUGCCACAGAACGUGCUAGACCUCCAUGGCCUGCAUGUGGAUGAAGCAAUAGCACACUUGAUGGCAGUUUUACACCAGAAAACUGAAGAAUUCAGGCAGAGUGGUGGCAAGCCCUAUCUCAGUGUGAUCACUGGGAGAGGAAACCACAGCCUGGGAGGCGUUGCUCGCAUCAAACCUGCUGUUAUUAAAUACCUCACCAGUCAUGGCUUCAAGUUCUCCGAAAUUGAACCAGGGUGCUUGAAAGUCAUGCUAAAGUAAAAAUAACCACUUGACUUAGGACUGUGAAUGUUCGUAGGUAAAAAUUAAUUUUAUUUGCCACAAUUUAGUCGGUUCCACUGUAGAUAAAUGCUUUAUUAGAAAGUUUCCCCUUGUAAAAAGAGAGAAAGAAUUGCCAGAAUUCAAGAGAAUUUUAUUUUUUUAACUGAACCACCUCCCAAAUAUAUUGCUCACUAACAAUAUUAAAAAUUUUAAUAGAUUAGAAAAUGUUUGUGAAAAAUUUUAGCUACAGUUUUAAGAUUUCAUGUUGUCUGAUUUGUUCAGAGAAAAAAAUGUUAGUUUGUGUACCACGAGUCGUGAUAUUUUGUAGAGGCCAAAGGCUCUGAUAAAGGGCAAAUAAUGUACUUCGAAGCAGGAUUCAUGCCUUUCAAAUGCUUGUGAUUAAAAAAAAUUAAACAUUAGAAGUAGUAGUAAAAAAAGGAGGUCUGACAAAAACACUUGUAUUCUUCCCUUACCUCAAAGCAGAACACCUGCAGUCACUUCAUUCCGCCACAAGCUGCAGUCAGGAAGCCAUGCUCUUGUACUUUAUCUGUUUCUGUGAUCUCCGUCUUGUACCUGUGUCCCUUUCUUCUUUUUAUGUGUGCUGUGUCUUCUGGGAGACAAGGUGAAUCUGAGAUCACACUACAGUGUUAAACCUUUGACAGGAAGAAACGUUUUCAAAGAAGGGACAAGUAGUUAGCUAUCCAUCAAAUAUUGCUGCCUUUAGAACUGCUUCUAGAAUUGUCGGUGUAUAUGGCAUGUAAGACACUACUAAAUAGCUUUAUUUUGUAUUUGAGGCAUGUAAUUUGUAAACCACAGUAAGUACAAAUCCUAUUCACUUGAAACAUAUAGAAAACCUUUUUAAUCAAACUGUAAAAAAGAAAGCAUUGUAAUUUUUUAAAACAUUUUUUUUACUUUGAUGUUUUCUUAAAGAGCCAGCUUUCUGAAAAUAAACGUUCAUUGACUUAUUUGGUGAACUAUUAGUAUCUUAGUGAUAAUCCCCCUGGUACAAGUUCCAUGUGUCUCAAGCACAAUUUUCCAGUAUGAGAUAUAAAGGCUUAAAUAAAUUCGACUUUAGAGAUGGAGAGUAUUUUCAACAUAAGUAAGUUUAGCAAACAACUACAUUGCUUUUAUUUUUAAGCUUAAAAAAUUAUUUGAAUCAGAAUUGAACUGUUAGAGUGAAUCAUGCACUACACAAUGAUUUUGCAAACAAACAAAUAUUUGAAUGAAACUAAAACUAAAAAAAAAAAAAUCUCCAUUUUUAUAUUUGAAUGCAUCUAAGAGAAGCGCCUUAUCAAGGAACUUUAUUUUACAACAAUCAGAACAUGUUUAUUAUUCAGAAGUGAUUAAUGAAUGGCAUCAAAACAUUAUUCACAUUCUUAUGUAUGUAAUCAUUUGUUUAAAAAACCUGAAGAAAUGUCAGCAAUUUAGUGUACAUUUUUUGGUAAUGUCUGUGAGAAUUGUAUACAUUAAAAAUAAAUACAGAACUGCAAUAGAUAAUUAGCAAAAGCAAACAUUCCUCUGUACAAUGAAAACCCGAUUAUAAGAGUGUUUCUAGCUUUUAUACAUACUUGCUGUGUUUUUACAGUUCCUCAUACAGUGUUAUUUUAAAACAUUAAAAAAAGUGUCCUCUGGCGCCCUUCAGUUAGACUUACCUCAGCUGAAUGGAUGAAUGGAGGACAGUAAAAAAGACUAGAGGUGCAGUAUUUUGUGAGUAGAAGCCAAAUGAAAGAACCAUGUGUCAACGGGAAUUUCAUGCCUUUUUUUGGUAGAUCAGCUAGCAUUUUUUAAACAUUAUUACUUCAUAGGUAGGCUCACUUUGAACAUCAUAUGUGCUUAUAUGACAGUGCUGAAGCCUAAAUUGUCUCCUGUUUAUACUGACUGGAGCACCACAUAGACUGAGAGUUUUAGACUCCUUUUUUCUCUGUCCACUUCUAGCUAGUUCCGGGCUAUUCAAGUGUUGUAGCAAUACAUGCUUCAUGAGGAUGAUAUGUUGUAAAUAUAAUUGAUACUUUAAAAUAUUUUUAAAAGUCUAUUUUUGUAGUUUGGAGAUUGUUUCCUAAGAAUUCCGUCUUCUCAAUAGUCGCAAGGGUACUUACCAGGGAAAAAGAAGAAGAAGAAAGAACUGAUGUGAUUUUGUGGGGGAAGGAGGAGGGCCACUUUUAGCAGUAUUUUCAAUCCUCCCAGCUCCUUACUCCAACGUGAGAAAUGGAAGCAGCUUUUCUUAACAUUUAUUGGCCACUCCUGUGUCUGUGCGAAUUUUCAAUAGCAUCUUCUUCAAAGUAUUCGUAUUUCUUUAUUAUUGACAAUUGUAUGGUCUGUAAAUAUAAGAUAAUAUUUUACAGUUAGAAAUUGUGACUUACUUUAAAGUGUCUUGUAUGCCUUCUGUGAAAAAGGAAAUGAAGUCAAACAAUUCUCUUGGAAUUCGUUUCCUGCCUUUAGUGUGGCUAUUUCAUUGUGAAUUCCACCGUGUUGUAUGCUUAGAGACGGACAGGUGCAACAGCAGGACUGGUUUUCUCUGUGCUGGAAAUUGGAAAAUUGUAAACUCAGGAUUGCUUUGACAAUGUUUCUGAAUUUAAGAAAGUAACAAAAUAUAUUUUAAAAAGAACGACAAAGAAUGUGUAGUAUUUUUUACCAAGUGCUUUUAAAAGUCUUGUUUCCACUCUGCAGUGGAAUUUGGUAACUUUUCUGCAUAGUGGUUAAAUAUUGUUCAUUUUUAUUUAUAUGGUGAAAUAGAUAUAAAUGUUCACGUAGGUAGUGUAAGUUUAUGUAGAAUAUAUGUCAGUGGUGCUUAUUUUUCAAGUGUAAUUCAAGUUUACAGUAUUAAUUUAAUACCUCUCCAGGAUUUAAUAGGGGAACAAGAACAUAUCUAUAUAUUGAAGAGGCUUUCAUAGCCUCCUAUACAUGGGGAUUUGUGGCCCAAGUGAUAAACCUGUUAUUAACAAUGUGAUUUAAUUAACUAUGACAUUUUGUAUAAAGAUACAAUAUUGCAGCUAUCAGUUGGAGAAUAUACGACUUUCAGGCAAAAUAGCAGAAACAAACUGUUCAUUCGUACUGUAAAGAAAUGUAAUUUUACUGUUAACUCUGUACUUUUCAUUGACUUCUUUUACAAUUGUGAAAUUUCUUGUGGGCCAUUUUCAAAUUGCAUGCUUAACUUAAUAAAGCAUUUAAGCCACA
Messenger RNA from Echinops telfairi (small Madagascar hedgehog), 8033 nucleotides. RefSeq names its product NEDD4 binding protein 2 (gene N4BP2). Gene Ontology annotation, molecular function: ubiquitin binding. The record is from RefSeq and is a predicted model, not a curated record. The transcript has 18 exons. NCBI's taxonomy places the organism in Eukaryota, Metazoa, Chordata, Mammalia, Afrosoricida, Tenrecidae. The coding region runs from base 147 to 4859 and encodes 1570 amino acids.